Chelmon rostratus (copperband butterflyfish) is the source of this 883-nucleotide messenger RNA. It is a transcript of the gene pop5, whose product is annotated as POP5 homolog, ribonuclease P/MRP subunit. The transcript has 5 exons. The record is from RefSeq and is a predicted model, not a curated record. Bases 26 to 529 code for a protein of 167 amino acids. Gene Ontology annotation, cellular component: ribonuclease P complex. NCBI's taxonomy places the organism in Eukaryota, Metazoa, Chordata, Actinopteri, Chaetodontiformes, Chaetodontidae. Gene Ontology annotation, biological process: tRNA 5'-leader removal. Gene Ontology annotation, molecular function: ribonuclease P RNA binding.
UCCGCGGAAGAAGAGAGGAGCCGCGAUGGUGCGCGUGAAGUCGAGGUAUUUACUGUGUGAAGUCAACGUGUCGGACAGGAGCCGCCUGCUGCUGCUGGAUGACCGGGCCAUCGCUGCGACAGUGAAGGCGGCGGUGGCCCGCACACACGGGGUGUAUGGGGCGGCUCUCUGCAGCAUCAGAUUCUCUGUGAAAUAUCUGAAUGCUCACACUGGAAUAGUAUUCCUGCGUUUCCCCAAAAGGUGUUACAGGCUGCUCUGGUCUGCACUGCCUUUCAUUACCAGUGUUGAAACUCGUGGGCAGAAGAUCCCAUGUUUUCUGAACUGUUUACAUGUGGGAGGAACAAUUAGAACAUGUCAGAAGUUUCUGAUCAAAUACAACAAGCAGCAGCUGCAUCGAAUGCUCCCUAAAUGUAAAAAUAAAGAAGAAGAAGAACAUGUUCGCAGAGCAAUUCUGGACUGUUCCCUAACAGGAGGAAACAAGGAAGCAUUUGAAGAUGAAUUUGAGAGUGAGGAAGAUGAAGAAGAUUGACUUCACAGCAUGCAGUGAAAGGUGGAAAUGAUGUGGUUUUCUUAGAUGUUUGGGUGGUUCUGAUUGUUUUGUAAUGGGACUGAGAGAAAGAAAGAUGUGAAGCAUUUGAAAAAAUACAUGAAGUCUGUGGAGAUGUGGUUUACUGCAGCUGCUCUGUGGAUUUUCUACUAAAGAAAACUGACUGACUGUAUCAACGUCUUCAGCAUUACAACAGUAUAAAUAUCUUUCAACAGCAAGGUCACAUGUUUGAUCCUCAGAGGAGUGGAUGAAUCACUGUACUACAAAAUAAGACUAUGGGCUGAUUCUUAUGUUUUAAUGAAUUUAUUUUGUAUUUAUAAUGUGUUUUUGUGCGAA